AGCACAGAGCAACAUGGCGACGUCCCUGAUCUGUGGCCGGUUGUCCGCUGGACUGAGGAAUUCCAGCUCCAGGACGACUGUAAGCUCGGCAGCUAAGGUGCUUGGUGGGACAUCAGGUCUGUUUGGGCACCAUGGAAACCAGCCAUCUCCAAUGCUGUCGCUGCAGCAGCAGAGAAAGCUCUCCCUGCAUGAGUACAUGAGCAUCGGCCUGCUAAAGGAGGCGGGCAUCUCUGUGCCCGCGGGGAUGGUCGCCAGCACACCUGAUGAGGCUUAUACUGCUGCCAAGCAAAUCGGUUCUAAAGACUUGGUUAUAAAAGCCCAAGUGCUGGCGGGUGGUCGAGGCAAAGGCACUUUUGAAGGAGGACUGAAAGGAGGAGUCAGAAUCGUUUACUCGCCAGAAGAAGCGAGGGAUAUCUCAUCUAAGAUGAUUGGCAAGAAGCUUUUCACCAAGCAGACAGGAGAAGCAGGACGCAUUUGCAAUCAAGUGUUUGUCUGUGAGCGCAGAUACCCACGCAGAGAGUAUUACUUCGCCAUCACUAUGGAGAGGUCUUACCAGGGCCCCGUUCUGAUUGGCAGUUCUCAGGGGGGUGUGAACAUUGAGGAUGUGGCUGCAGAGAAUCCUGAUGCCAUUGUCAAAGAGCCUAUUGAUAUUGUAGAGGGAAUUAAGAUGGAUCAAGCCAUUAAGGUGGCAGAGAAGAUGGGAUUUCCCCCUGCAUUGAUCAAUGAAGCUGCGGAAAACAUGUUGAAACUUUAUGAUGUGUUCAUUAAGUAUGAUGCAUCUAUGGUGGAGAUCAACCCAAUGGUGGAGGAUUCUUCUGGAAUUGUGAUGUGUAUGGAUGCUAAGAUCAACUUUGAUUCAAACGCUGCCUAUAGACAGAAGAAAGUGUUCGACAUGCGAGACUGGUCCCAGGAGGAUGCCAGAGACAGACAAGCAGCCAAAGCAGACCUCAAUUACAUUGGCCUAGAUGGCACUAUCGGCUGCCUGGUUAAUGGGGCUGGACUCGCUAUGGCCACCAUGGACAUUAUUAAACUGCAUGGAGGAACACCUGCAAACUUUUUGGAUGUUGGGGGUGGAGCCACAGCUCAGCAGGUGACAGAGGCCUUCAAGCUCAUCACCUCUGAUAAGAAGGUUCAAGCUAUUUUGGUAAACAUCUUUGGUGGCAUCAUGCGAUGUGAUGUCAUUGCACAGGGCAUUAUCAUGGCUGUCACGGACCUAGACCUGAAAAUCCCUAUUGUAGUGCGGUUACAAGGAACACGAGUGGACGAUGCCAAGGCUCUGAUCGCUGCCAGCCCUCUGAAGAUCCUGGCCUGUGAUGAUCUGGACGAGGCUGCCAAAAUGGUUGUUAAGCUUUCUGAAAUUGUAUCAUUGGCCAAAGAGGCCCAGGUUGACGUCAAGUUCCAGCUGCCCAUCUAACAGAACAAUCCCAGAAGCCACAUCACUUCUCAAAACCCCUUUCUCUACUACGAACUCAAUCUAAGCCCACCACCUGAGCUUGCCCGUGUCCAUCUCCAGCUUCCGUUAGCUCUCGUAUCUGUCUCUCUGUGCUUCCCCAAUCCUUCUGUUUCACCAGAGCUUUCAUCAACAUGUGUUUCAGCAUGGAGCCGUUGUCAUUUCACGUGAUCGAUUCCUCAUUUAUGAAAUCACAUCACUAACAUAGAGGUUUUUUUUGCUUUAGAUCGGGUCAGUGUUACUGCCUACUGUUGCUUGUUUUUGUCGUUGUUAUUGUUUGUUCGGUUUCUCAAGUGGAGGGACUGUAUUUAUACUGUCGAAAUGUACAUGGAGAUCCCACUCUCUGGAUAUAGAAUGUCUCUCUGACACACUGGUACUCUUUAUGCCUCAUAUAGAUAUAUAUACACACAUACACACGAUAUCAUUAAACGCAAACCCCUCAGCUUUUCCUGUUUUCAGGCUGGAGCGAGUGUCUUCUCUGUUUUCUCCUGAAGAGACCUGCACCAUUUCCUUUAUCUUUAAAUCAAACGCACAAGCACUCAUGGGGAAUGUGUGUGUUAUCAGUGUUCUCUCAGGCUGACGUGAAGCCACCGGAUGCGGAAAACAAUAAAAAUACCAACACCUCUCAUGCUUGAUCCUA
Molecule: messenger RNA, 2090 nt
Organism: Danio rerio (zebrafish)
Lineage: Eukaryota; Metazoa; Chordata; Actinopteri; Cypriniformes; Danionidae
Gene: sucla2
Product: succinate-CoA ligase ADP-forming subunit beta
Biological process (GO): tricarboxylic acid cycle
Cellular component (GO): cytoplasm; mitochondrion
Molecular function (GO): magnesium ion binding; succinate-CoA ligase (ADP-forming) activity; ATP binding
Source: RefSeq, marked provisional